AUGGCAUCUCCACAAGGCGAUGACCAUAUCGAUGCCGAAACGGCGGAUUUGAUAAUCAAGCUUCAAGAAGAUGAUUUGAAAGAGCUGGAUGAUCUCAAGAAAGGCAAAGGCCGUGCUGACCAACUCAGUGAUGCCGACUUAGCCCAGGCACUCUACCUUCAAGAGCUCCAAAACGGGGCAAUCGCUUUUGCAGAUAGGCGCAUAGCCCAGAGCAUUUCCAGCGCGGCGAGUAGCGAUGAGGAAGUUCUUCAAGAACAUGCAGAACAGGAAACGAACGCAAUUCGAGAUCGCGAGAUUGCCUGUCGACUGGGUGGCAUCACAGCGGGAACGGCUCAGCCUCCACAAGCACCGGAACGGAGUGUCGAGAAGAAGCUGGUUUCGAAAUUUCAUACGCUCGAUAUCGGAUCAAGCAGACAAGGUCACCACGAAGCAUGCAACGAGGGGCCAAGCGAGGGGUCCUCAUCCAGGAUGCCAGCAAAUAUAAGCCUAGUAGAUCCCAAAGAGACGGUCGUCUGUGAUGUUUGUGCGGACUCAACACUCGGCGGGGAAGCCAAACGUCUGAUUUGCGGGCACAUCUAUUGUCAAAACUGCCUUCAACGUCUCUUUAUGGAUUCGACAAUAGAUGAGAGUCUGUUUCCACCGAAAUGUUGUCGACAAGUCAUAGACUUCGAGGAGGCGAAACCGUUCCUUUCAGCUGAGCAAAUCGAGUUCUUUCAAGGAAAAAAGAAAGAACUCGAGACUGCCAAUCGUGUAUAUUGCAGUUCAGCAGACUGCUCGGCAUUCAUCAGUCCAAAGACAAUAAAACACGGCAAGGCAGAAUGCAAGAUAUGCGGGACGAUCACUUGUGGUUUUUGCAAAGCAGAAUCUCACGAAGGCGAGUGUCUUGAAGACCCGGCGCUGCAAGAAGUUCUCCGACUUGCGAAAGAAAAUGGUUGGCGGUCAUGUUUCAACUGCAACCGAAUUAUAGAGCUGCGUUUCGGCUGUUAUCACAUCAUGUGA
Molecule: messenger RNA, 999 nt
Organism: Uncinocarpus reesii 1704
Lineage: Eukaryota; Fungi; Ascomycota; Eurotiomycetes; Onygenales; Onygenaceae
Exons: 1
Coding region: 1-999 (332 amino acids)
Biological process (GO): positive regulation of proteasomal ubiquitin-dependent protein catabolic process; protein polyubiquitination; ubiquitin-dependent protein catabolic process
Cellular component (GO): cytoplasm; ubiquitin ligase complex
Molecular function (GO): ubiquitin protein ligase activity; ubiquitin conjugating enzyme binding; zinc ion binding
Source: RefSeq, a predicted model, not a curated record